Molecule: messenger RNA, 1260 nt
Organism: Echinops telfairi (small Madagascar hedgehog)
Lineage: Eukaryota; Metazoa; Chordata; Mammalia; Afrosoricida; Tenrecidae
Product: succinyl-CoA:3-ketoacid coenzyme A transferase 1, mitochondrial
Exons: 1
Cellular component (GO): mitochondrion
Molecular function (GO): succinyl-CoA:3-oxo-acid CoA-transferase activity
Source: RefSeq, a predicted model, not a curated record
AUGGCUGCGCUCCGCCUUCUUUCCACGGGGCGACGGCUUGGAGCCCUAGUGGGCCACUGGGGAAGGGGAGGGUCCGGGCCCAGGCCCGCCCCCGCCCCCGCCCUGUCCACGGCUUAUGCUCUCUGCUUCUCCAGCAGCCCCCACUGCUGCCAACCAGUCAAAUUCUACGCAGACGCAGUAGAAGCCAUCAAGGAUAUACCACACGAUGCCACCAUCCUGGUGGGCGGGUUCGGUGUCUGUGGGAUCCCGGAGAACCUGAUCCGGGCCUUGCUGGAGACCCAUGUGAAGGGCCUCACUGUGGUCAGCAACACCGUGGGCUUGGAGCACUUUGGCCUGGGCCUCUUAAUGACCAGCAAGCAGAUCCGCCGAGUCAUUUGCUCCUACAUUGGGGAGAACACCCUCUGCGAGCACCAGUACUUGACUGGGGAGCUGGAACUGGAGCUGACGCCCCAGGGCACACUGGCUGAGAGGAUCCGAGCAGGCGGUGCUGGGGUGCCCGCCUUCUACACGAGCACAGGCUAUGGCACCCUGGUCCAGGAAGGAGGCAUUCCUAUCAGGUACUAUGACGAUGGCGACUUGGCCAUCAUCAGUAAGCCCAGGGAGGUGAGGGAGUUUCAUGGCCACCAUUAUCUUCUGGAGGAAGCCAUCACAGGAGAUUUUGCUUUGGUGAAAGGGUGGAAGGCUGACCGUGCAGGCAACAUUAUCUUUAGGAAAAGCGCCCGGAAUUUCAACCAACCCAUGUGCAAAGCUGCCAACACCACCGUGGUAGAGGUUGGAGAGAUUGUGGACGUUGGAUCAUUUUCCCCAGAGGAAAUCCAUGUCCCUAGCAUUUAUGUAGACCGCUUGAUAAAGGGAGAGAAGUAUGAGAACUUAAUUGAGUGGGCCCAAAAAGCCGGGGUGGACAAGCACACCCCUGCCAAUGAUCUGAAGACCCGAAUUAUCAAACGGGCAGCUCUGGAGUUCAAGGACGGCAUGUGUGUGAAUCUGGGAGUAGGAAUCCCUCUGCUGGCCAGCAACUUCAUCAGCCCCAACAUAACUGUCCACCUUCAGAGUGAGAACGGAAUCCUGGGCUUGGGGCCGUUCCCAUUAAAAAAUGAGAUGGAUGUGGAUCUCAUCAAUGCUGGCAACCAAACAGUCACUGUUAUUCCUGGGGCCUCUUUCUUCGCCAGUGAUGAGUCCUUUGCCAUGAUUCGGGGAGGCCACCUCGAUCUGACCUUACUGGGAGGAAUGCAGGUUUCCAAAUAUGGGGACCUGGCCAAC